AUGCCGCUUUGGACGCGAGUAAACAACGACUCAAAAGUCGCCAAUCUGGACUUUGAGGCCCGCGUCCCCGUCCCCUUCAGCAUCUUCCCAUCGUCAUAUCGGGACAGCGAAGCGCAGACCACCACCCAGCAGACUCACCAGGAGGUCGACAUCCAGCUUCCCCCCAAGCAGCCAGCCGGACGGGAAGGUCAAUACUCUUCUUACACCGCCAACGUCGAUCUCCCACACCGUGGUGAGAACCGCUACAGCGAAGAAGAGGUCCGCAUCACACGUGAAGAAGAGCGUUACCGCCGUCCCGGUUUCCAGCACGAGCAGUACGUCAAGGAGGACCGCCGACCUACACGCACUGAGUAUAACGACACUCACAUUGAGAUCGAUACUCAUCGCCACCCCUACGCCAACCCCAUCGACGUCGCUGAGCGUGAAUACCGAGAGCGUUUCCGCCCCCAGUAUUCCACCACCGUAGACGCCCCUGCCCGCCCUCAGUACACCACCGAGAGCGUCAAGGUCAACGAGUACACCGUUGACGGAGCAUCUGCCCGCCCUACCUACACGGAGAACGUCAAGAUCACCGAGGAGACCGUUGAGCCUUCCCGCUUCAGCCUCGCCAACCAAAAGUCCAACAUGGGUUACUACGACGAGGACGGCCACUACCACUCCUUCCGCCACGGGAUUCACAAGCUGGCCGACAAGAUUGUGCACCCCAGCGGCCACCACCACCACCACCAUGACCACAUCGAUGUGGACAUUCGCGAGACGGUGACGGGCCCCCGUCCCCGUCCCGGCGACUCGGGCGACUCGUACCUGCCCAACACGGUCACGAUCCCGUGCCACCACAUCCGGCUGGGCGACUUCCUGAUGCUCCAGGGCCGGCCGUGCCAGGUGAUCCGCAUCUCGACGUCGCCGGCGACGGGCCAGUACCGCUACCUGGGCGUGGACCUGUUCACCAAGCAGCUGCACGAGGAGUCGUCCUUCAUCUCCAACCCGGCGCCCAGCGUCGUGGUGCAGACGAUGCUCGGCCCCGUCUUCAAGCAGUACCGCGUCCUGGACAUGCACGACGGCCGCGUCGUCGCCAUGACGGAGACGGGCGACGUCAAGCAGGGCCUGGCCGUCAUCGACCAGUCCAAUCUGUGGUCGCGCCUGCACAACGCGUUCGAGUCUGGCCGCGGCAGCGUCCGCGUCCUGGUCCUCAACGACUCGGGCCGCGAGCUCGCCGUCGACAUGAAGGUCAUCCACGGCUCGCGCCUGUAA
This is a messenger RNA of Purpureocillium lilacinum, 1251 nucleotides long. Lineage: Eukaryota; Fungi; Ascomycota; Sordariomycetes; Hypocreales; Ophiocordycipitaceae. The record is from RefSeq and is a predicted model, not a curated record.